AUGUCUUGUCAAACUACACCAACGCUCUUUGCCUCCGUCAAGGAGCUCAAACUUGCCUACCGACGCUUCGGGAAACCGGGCGGUGUCCCUCUUAUUUUCCUCACUCAUUUCCGUGGUUCCAUGGAUCUCGUCGAUCCCUUGCUCAUCAACACCAUUGCUGAAAACCGCGAAGUGAUCCUGUUUGACAACGCCGGUGUCGGACAUAGCGAAGGCGCCGUCCAAGACUCCCUCAAAGAGAUGGGAUCGACGGUCGUGGAUUUCCUCACCAACAUUGCCGUCUCGAAAGUUGAUAUCCUCGGCUUCUCGUUAGGCGGCAUGAUCGCACAAUAUGUCGUUGUUGACUAUCCUCACCUGGUCAAUAAGCUGAUUCUCGCGGGAACCCAGUCCAGUUAUACUGAAGGUGUGAUUUUUGGAGCCCCCGAAAUUAUGGAAAUUGCGGGUGGAGUCACGCCGUCUGAAGAAGACAUGAUGAAACUCUUCUUCUAUUCGUCUUCUACCAGUCAAGAUCUCGGCCAUGCUUGGUUUGAAAGAACAAAGGAGCGGCAGGUCGAGAGUGAAGAGUGGCGCGGAUUUCUUGGUCAAGCUGGUGCCGCAGUACAGCAGGCAGCCAUCGGAAAGUUUGCCAUGGACACCGGGCUUUUCGACAGGCUAAAGCAAGCCGACAUACCCGUGUUGGUUACAAAUGGGGACGCUGAUAUCAUGACACCGACUUCCAACAGCUUCAUUUUGCAGCAGCAGCUACGUAACGCGCAGCUGCACAUAUACCCCGACUCCGGCCACGGCCAUCUCUACCAGGAACCGGAAUCCUACGCGAAGCAAGUCGAGCUGUUCUUGAGCGUGUGA
This is a messenger RNA of Penicillium canescens, 843 nucleotides long. RefSeq names its product alpha/beta fold hydrolase. The record is from RefSeq and is a predicted model, not a curated record. Lineage: Eukaryota; Fungi; Ascomycota; Eurotiomycetes; Eurotiales; Aspergillaceae. The transcript has a single exon. The coding region runs from base 1 to 843 and encodes 280 amino acids.